AUGAACCCCCCCGAUCAACAUCAUAUCAUACACGCCAAACCUAUACACCCUGAAGACGGAAGGAUAUUUGCACGACCGGCAAUUCCCGAACGCCAGGAAUCCCUGCUCACCCGUGCCCUGAAGAGCAGUCCCGAAAUGUCUCCUAUCGAACCUCAAACCCCUCUCCACGACUCGACCUACACCUAUCGUUCCUACCCUCACAGCAACAUCAGCGGCAUUUCAACUGCUGAGCUGACCAGCGAUGGCGGUCUUACAAGUCCCUCCCUGUCCAACACCCCGAGUCCGCCACUCCCGUCUCAGAUGAUGGCGAAGAAGGAUGUUACGCCGAAGAUCAAGGUUGUCAAUGCCAGCGAGACUACUGUCGAGGCCAACCUUGGACGCAAGCGUUGCAUCAGCUUUGCCUGCGGCCGUAAGACCGACGAGUCAUCUCAACAGAAGCCAUCUGCACCACUACCAGCGCCAGCGCCACCUGCAACAACUCCCUCGAAAACGGAAGAGACCCUCGAACCCCCGAAACGUCGAACCACCCUCACAUUCGUCUGCCCUGGACGUCAAGACAAGAAGCCAAAUAUUCAACGUGAACGUUCUCCGGUGCGCAAGGUCGCAUUCCGAUCUCGAUGCCGCGGAUCUCCCGCCCCCUUGUCUCGUAAGGUUUCGCCACCCGCCGAGAGCUCAAAGGCCGCCGAGGUUACUACCACCCCUCAAACUACCGCUAUUACUCUCUCGAAAGCAGUUCCGACGAGUGGACUGGGCAAGUUUGAGGAAUCCGAGGCAACUCGUUUCCACGAAUUUGCUAGUUCUAUGGAUGAAGAUGACGAGUGGGUCAACAGGGCAACGGACUACAAGGAAAAGAUUACCCUGAAUGACUGCAUGAAGAAGGAAAUCGCCAUUCGUCGACUUGGCGAGGAGGCUGAGGAGGAAGCCGAAGACGAGGACGACGAUGAUGAUCUGGACUUGGCAGAUGAUGACUCAACGGUCCACGACUUCUCCGAUGAUGAUGGAAAUGAGUCGGAUAACGAGGCUGGUUUUGCCGAUUCGGAUGAAAGUGACGAUGAUGGCUCUGACUACGAGUUUUGGGCCCCAUCUGCUACUGCCUCCGACUCGAACGUCCCAUCUAUCGAGGUGUUCCCCACCACGAUGGAGCGACGUGCAUCCAACACAUCCUUUGACUCAAUGACCGACGAUCAUCAGAAGUGGCUGCCGGCACCUGUACAACGGUCUAACCGUCGGCCCCCUCGUUCCGCCCCCAGACCUAUCAAGAUGCGCCCAGGUACCCCGAACCUGCCCGACAGCACAGACUUUGUCUGUGGCACCUUGGAUGAGGAUCGCCCUCUUGAGGCCGCCUACAAGUCCUGCAUAGAGCAACGCCGUCUUUCAAAGCAGGUUAUGAUCCCGCAAGAUAUCGACCCUAGCUUCCCUACCAGUGACCCCGAGGACAAUGGAGACCUGGAGGACAUUUCGGAAAGUGCGUUGGACAGUGUUGUGUUAGAGCCCACUCGGGGUCGGGUCGAUGGCCCGGCCGGCAACGCUUCGCCGCACCACUCACCGAAGCGCAUGGUGUCGCCGCCGCCGCCCUCUCGUCGGGCCGGACGCACAUCGCCCAAGCGACUCAAGUCUCCCCCUCCUCGCAUUCGAGCUAAGUCGCCCUCGCCUGAGAAGUUUGAACUGCCAGAAGACAUGCCCGAGAUCAACUCCCCUCACGGUGUCAACAUCAGCCACCUGGUUCAACGGCCACCUAUUAUCCGGACCAAGUCUUUGCCCCGGACACCGAACCCAUUCUUCACCAGCAUGGACAGAUCACACCGUUGGCAGGGCAUUCCUCCUCUGACUGAGUCACCUGAGCUUGAGCACUCGCGCACUCGUGAGCUUCUUCACACCCGCGGCCCGAUCGACAUUGUCGAGGGUCUUGAAAAGAAGCGCCAAAAGCGCAAAGAGAAAUUCUGGCGCCAACACUGCCGCAAAGCUGCCAAAGAGCAGGCGGUUCGGCGACCGAUCAAAGGCAAGGGAGCCGAACGGAUGAAGGAGCUUGGCCUCGAAGUUGCGGAGAGGUGCAGAGCUUAUGGUGUCGGACAAGACACCCAGCUCGUCCUACUCUGUUUGAGCUCCCGACCUCUUUUUGAGCAUAUGUUUUUGCUCUGA
Penicillium waksmanii is the source of this 2139-nucleotide messenger RNA. Its product is annotated as DUF2457 domain-containing protein. The record is from RefSeq and is a predicted model, not a curated record. NCBI's taxonomy places the organism in Eukaryota, Fungi, Ascomycota, Eurotiomycetes, Eurotiales, Aspergillaceae. The transcript is spliced from 2 exons. The coding region runs from base 1 to 2139 and encodes 712 amino acids.